Xiphias gladius (swordfish) is the source of this 4570-nucleotide messenger RNA. It is a transcript of the gene pias4a, whose product is annotated as protein inhibitor of activated STAT, 4a. The transcript has 11 exons. Lineage: Eukaryota; Metazoa; Chordata; Actinopteri; Istiophoriformes; Xiphiidae. The record is from RefSeq and is a predicted model, not a curated record. The coding region runs from base 42 to 1565 and encodes 507 amino acids. Gene Ontology annotation, biological process: protein sumoylation; regulation of transcription by RNA polymerase II. Gene Ontology annotation, molecular function: zinc ion binding; transcription coregulator activity; SUMO ligase activity.
CUUGCCUUCGUCUCUGACUCUCGCGGUACUGCUGCACGAAGAUGGCGGCCGAACUGGUGGAAGCGAUGAACAUGGUCAAAAGUUUCCGGGUCUCCGACCUGCAGACGCUGCUGGCCUCAAUGGGUCGCAGCAAAAGUGGGCUGAAGCAGGACCUGGUGGGGCGCGCACUGAGGCUGGUGCAGACCGAAUACAGCCCAGAGCUUCUGAAGAAUGUCAGGCAGCUCUACGAGUCGCGCUUCCCCAAAACAUCUGGCUGGCUUGCAGCACGGCGUCCAGAGGGUGUUCCAGUUGCCUACUCACCCCUCAGCUCCUCCCCAACGGCCACCUCUCAGGGUGCAGACUACCUCAACGGCAUUUCCAAACCAAUCCCCACACCUGCAGCAGAGGUAAAGUUGGUGCCACUGCCCUUCUACCAAACUUUGGAGACACUGUUGCCACCAACAGAGCUAAUUGCCCAGAACAAUGAGAAACUGCAGGACAGUCAAUGCAUAUUUGAGUUAACACCGAACCAAGCAGACCAGAUCAGAAAUGCAAGUGAGCUUCGUCCAGGAAUCAGAUCAAUCCAAGUGGUUCUUAGAAUCUGUUACACAGACUCCAUUGGUGUCCAGGAGGACCAGUAUCCUCCCAACAUUGCAGUCAAAGUCAACCAGUCCUACUGUCAUGUGCCGGGCUAUUACCCCUCUAAUAAGCCUGGUGUUGAACCCCGUCGUCCCUGUCGACCUGUAAACAUCACUCCCUGGUUGCAUCUCUCCAGUGUCACUAACAGAGUCACCAUCACCUGGGGAAACUUUGGCAAGCGGUACUCAGUGGCAGUAUACUUAGUGCGAGUCUUCACUGCAGCAGACCUCUUCAGCCAACUCAAACUCUGCUCUGUUGAGAGUGCAGAACGCUGUCGUGAACGCAUCCAAGACAAACUACGUUUUGACCCAGAAAGUGAAAUUGCAACCACAGGCCUUCGGGUUUCUCUCAUCUGUCCAUUGGUGAAGAUGCGGCUCGGUGUGCCAUGUCGAGUUUUAACUUGUGCCCAUCUUCAGUGUUUCGACGCAGUCUUCUUCCUGCAGAUGAAUGAGAAGAAGCCCACGUGGACUUGCCCUGUCUGCGACAAGCCCGCUCCCUUUGAGCUGCUCACAAUUGAUGGGCUGCUAUCUGAGAUUCUGAAAGAGACAAGUGAGGACAUUGAGGAGAUUGAGUACUUAACCGAUGGCUCCUGGCGACCCAUCAGAGACGAUAAGGAGAGGGACAGGGAAAGAGAACGCAGCAACACACCAGACUACCCUGUUGUUGAUAUAUGCAUUCCUGAGGCAAACGGUCAUUCACCGGCCCACAGCAGCACCAGCCUGACGGGCAAAUCUGGAAGCGGUUCCGUGGGGAUGGCAGGGGUCACAGGAGGACCUGCUGUGGCACCGGGAGGAGGCGCAGUGGUAGAUCUGACUCUUGACUCCUCCUCUGAGGAGGAAGGGGGCGGGGCAGGAGGAGACAGUGAGGACACAGAGGACAGCGCUGACAGUCCUGCCCCAAAGAGGGGCCGAUACAACUACGACAAGGACCUGGUCACUGCUUACUGACCCCGCAGCUCUGUCCCCUCAUAGACUGACACACACACAGAGACAGAGAGGCAGGGGGCUAAAAACUUGAGGACAGGAACACAGUAAUCCACUAGAUGCAACGACCCUCCCUUAUUCCCAAACAUCAGAGCCUUUUAGCAGCUCUGGUUUAUUUCCAGACAAAACAAACACACACUCAAACAUGCACUGUUAAUGAAUCUUCAAUCUAGAGUGAUUAGGAUUCCUCUUUGUACUGUACACCACUGGAAGCAACUCUAACUCUUUUUGGCCAACCGUCACCUUGCAGUGAAUAUCUGUACCGUCCUGCCUCUACUAAAGAAACUGAAUGGAUCGAGCACCCCAACAACACCACCCCCCCAUUUCCUCCUCUCUCUCCAGACAAUUUCCUCUCUACCACCCCAUCUCUCUUUACAUUUGACUUGGAAUUACAGGCUCUUUUUAGCCAUGGGCGUUCAAUAUUUGCUUCUCUGAUUUUUGUCACAUAUGUGAUGAACAGGCAAGUUGAAAAUGGAGGCUUCUCAGUAGUUUUUGGUAAAAGGUCAAAAAACAACUAAUGGAAAAGAGCAGGAAUAAGUUGGGGGAGGACAAGGCAGAGGUAUAUGGAGUGUGAUGCAAAUUGAAACCUCUCUCAUUGUGUUAUUAUUUCUUUGUUCAGAGAAUGAAUUCAAAGCUUGAAAGGGUUUUUUCAGGAAUUUAUCCUUUUAAUUAUGAAAGGGCAGAACACAAUACUGGCCUCAAUGUGUAAUGCUUUCCAUUUUUAUUUUGUCCUUUAGAUAAGAGAACCUACCUCAGUCAUAAAAACUUAGCAGACUGACCAGAGAGUAGCUAAGAAAGAAGCAGAGGACAGAAGAAUUGAUGAGUCUUUCUGAAGCCAAUUUUACACUGGAGAUUUUGUUUUCCUACACUUUGUUUUUUAUUUUUUAAUUCCAUCGUCCCAUGCAGCUCUGUUUCCUCUGCAGCAACAAAAUCUUUUUUUGAAGGGGCAAGUUAGUUUGUAGAUAACCAAGCUAACUGUAGGUAUCAGUGAUGCUUGGAACUGUGCCACUGUGUACAACAUUACUGCAGUUAUCUUGCUGUAACAGGAUUAUUAGGUUUGAUUAUAUCAGCAUUGCAAAUGGACUUAACUCAAAAUUACUGUACGGCAGCUGUGCCAAAGCAGAUGUAUUUUUAAGAAUUCACAGGAAACGGUUACAAGAAUCUGGUGCCUUUUUUUUUUUUUUUUUUUUUUCUUUAUAAAGUGGUAAAGAUUGCAGCCCGUUGUUUUAAGACUAGCUGAGCUGGCCAGCAGAUGAGACCCCAGUCUGAGAGGUGUUUUAUUUCAUUCAUUUUUUCCAUAUACUUUUCCAGUUUGAGAAACAGACAGAGACAGAAAAAAUCUGAGGAACAUUUAUUUAACAGGAUUCAGAAGUGCUGUCCUCCUUUUUUCCCCAGAUUUUGGCAUCUUUCUCUGCAAGUAUCAUCUUUAUUUAAUUGCUUCACAUUCUAAUAAGUCAUUUGUAAUAAAUCUACAUAGUAUUUUGCUGUAGUUCUGUACAGACAGGAGCUUGUAGUUGCAGAAAGCAGGACACCUCUGCUGCUGUGGGUGCUUUGGGUGUUGAGAGGCUCGCGGCUGUGCUGUUGAUGAACGCACCUUUUCUUUUCCUGUGAAUGAAUCUGAACUGGGUCAAAGAAGCAUUCAGUGUAUUUUGCUGCGGUGGGUUCAGCAUGUCUGACACAACAAAACUUAAUGAAGUGUCAACAAGUCCAACCCCACCUAGCUUGAAGUCAUUGAUUGGAUUACAAAUUGUCCUGUCUGGAACAAGUGGAGCUGCUUCAACCAACAAUUCCCCUCGGCCUCCUUUCAAUGUAGAUAAGGUCAUAUCUAUUUACUGGAAUAGAUUUGGACUUAAAUUGCUACAUGCUGUAGGCUUACAACUAAUGUUCCCUUUCACCUGCACUAGUAUUGUCAGUAUGUGAUUGCUGUUUCUCAGAUAAGGAUACACAGGCUGCAUGUGCAGGCGUUAGGUUUGUCCGCUGGAAGGUCAUCGGCGUUGAAGAGAAAAGCUGUUGCUGUGUUGCUAGAUUUGUUUGCACUUUCAUCUGAUACUUCAUCCCAAGUUUAUGGCAUAUUUAUUUCAAAGCCAUCGUGUAGUGAGCAUUAAUCCGGGUCCCUGACAAUUGUGACCAGAUCUCCUCAACCAUCUCAUGUAUGGAAAUCAGCAAAUGUGAAACUACAAAAGCAGCAGUCCUACUCAACUGUGAGACACUCGGGAGGGAAAAAGUAGUGACUCAGAUUAGCUCUGCAUGCUAUGUUUCCCCCUCUCCUCAUCCCUUUCUUGUGGUUUGAUCAGCACAGAAUCGGGUUUUCUUUUGCCUUGCUCAAAUGCACAGCAAAACAACAUUUACACUUGGAUCCGGGACCGCACUGUUGAUAACUGCAUCCUGUGAAAGGGUUAAUUAUUGAAAAAGUAGGUCGAAGCAAAUCUGGUCUUCCAUUUUUCUCCUUCUUUUGACACAUUGACAUAGUUAAAAAAAAUCAAUGUAGUGAUGAAAAAAAAUUGGUAAUCACACAGAAUUGAUUGACGGCACUUUGCCUGUACUACAUCGGAAUCUGUCCCUGAAAAGGAUAUUCUAUAUAAGGCGCUUUGAAGCAAAAUUAUGUAAAGAACUCUAAUACCUGUCUUUAACUAGGCAAUUUGUAUUUGUAAGUAACUGCUAUACAUAUAAAAUGACAUUGUUCAUUUGUUGCUAGGUAUAGAGGAUCACUAUUUGAAAGGAUCUCCUAAACUUGGUCAGAGGUGGGAGGUGGUGCAAGUUGCUUCUGUGGAUCUGAGCCAGAUACGUUUGCAGGUUGUUUGAAAGCUGGAGAGAGCUGAGGGUCUGGUCUUUUUGUAGUGGCAUCUCUACUUCUUAUAAUAAUGCAUAAGGUAGCAUGGGCAGAGGCUUACAAUCCAUGAUGUAAAUGUUUUGUUGUGUUUUUUUUAUAUGUUCAUAUUAAAAGACAAUAAAAUUUAAAUAAUAUUUUA